Messenger RNA from Bombyx mandarina (wild silkworm), 437 nucleotides. Its product is annotated as larval/pupal rigid cuticle protein 66-like. Gene Ontology annotation, cellular component: extracellular matrix. The record is from RefSeq and is a predicted model, not a curated record. Lineage: Eukaryota; Metazoa; Arthropoda; Insecta; Lepidoptera; Bombycidae.
UAGUCGCGACAAUAACUAGAAAAAUGUUCGUGAAGUUCGUCGUUGUCCUUGCCUUUGUGGCCGUCGCCAGUGCCGGCGAUUACUCCAACUUCGCAUACAGCGUCGCGGAUCCUUACACUGGCGACUUCAAGAACCAGGUGGAGAGCCGUCUGGGAGACAACGUGAAGGGUCAGUACUCGCUGCUGGAGUCUGACGGUACUCGCAGGACGGUCGACUACGCCGCCGGAGCUUAAGGCUUCAAGGCUGUGGUCAGGAAGGACCCUGCCUUAGUCGCCGCUGCUCCUCUCAUCACCGCCCCUUACGCCUACGCCGCACCCUAUGGAUUCCCUUAUUAUGCUAAAUUUGGUGCUCUCCCAUACAACGGCUACUUCCCUUACAACUACAAAGGAAUCUUUUACUAAAACAAAAUGCACUAAGACUUAUAAAUAAACAUACGA